Hymenoscyphus albidus is the source of this 1714-nucleotide messenger RNA. NCBI's taxonomy places the organism in Eukaryota, Fungi, Ascomycota, Leotiomycetes, Helotiales, Helotiaceae. The record is from the annotation of a GenBank genome assembly.
AUGCUUCCAUCAUUUGUCUUCGGUCUCGUCGCAGUGCUCCUUGUUGGAGUCCAGGCCGAUCUCUGUGAGAAAGGCUCAACCCAGAUUGAGGGUAACGUGUACUGCCAGCCAGUAGAAGCAAUCCGCUAUUCUAAUGUAGGGGCAUCGGGUACGUAUAACGAGGUCACCAAGAUGGGGAUUGAUGGAACUUGCGCCUCAACCCCGAAGAAUUUCAACGGCCCAUUGGCGCCACUCAACGAGGAGGUAAGUGAAAAACAUCAAUGAGCAAUCUUCUUUGAAAGAUCGACCACUGAUAUUCUUUACAGCUGUCCCUGCACUUCCGUGGUCCUGUACAUUUAAAGCAACUGGCAACAUAUCAACUCUCCACAACAAAUAGAUUUAAGCGUAGUAUAUUGCAAGAGAAGAAACACAAUCGACACAGACACCAGAUCAUCCACCAAGCUCGUGCUAACAAUCCAAUUGUGGAGCGACAAGAGGUGGUCACCGCCACAAUUGAUGGAAAAGUAGUCUCUUGGAUUAACCAGUAUACUGGAGGACCAGGAGGAGAUGGCCCCAAGGCUACAAACCAAAUUGUUACAGCCACUAUUGAUGGCGUUGUCCAGACCUGGGCGAACAACUGGUUCGGAGAAAGUACAAGUGCAUCUCCAAAGACUGUUUCCACUGCAACACCCGUGGCACCUCAGCCUAAAGGUAGUUGGCGCCCUUGACACACUUAUGUCUAACGGUUUUGUGCUGAUAGAUCAUAGUCCCUUCCUCUGGACCGGGGGUUUCGAUUCAUCAGCAGAUUGUAGUUCCAACUUCUUCGCCAAAGGCCUCCUCAGCUGAGCAUCGUGUCAGCUCUUCCACUGGCAACUUCGAGCGCACUGGAUAUUAUAACGCAGAGGAGCAGACGGUUGAUAAUUUGGUAUUCUUGGGUAAUUAUGGCGGCCAAGGCUCAGGAGUUUUCGACUAGUACGCGUGUUCCUUUUCUUUUCGUGGCGACUCGCUAAUAUUUCGACAGCCAUUUUGGGGCUUCGCUUGCCUAUGCCAACUGCUCUGGAACUGGAGGAGCAUCUUCUCCUCAGAUUCUAUCAGAUGAGAUCGUCCCCUCCGAUGCUGAAAUAAUUGUGAUGCUCGAUAAGAAAUGCAAGGGCGACUCCUGUGGUUAUGUGCGCCCAGGGACAGUCGCUCAUCGUGAGUUAUCUGGAUAAAAGAUGGGUGCUAAGCAGUUCCUAACAGAGCAUAGAUGGAUUUGAUGGCUCCGACAAGCUCUUCCUUAUGGAGUUCUCUAUGCCCAGUGACGGGAAGUCUGGCUUUAAUGCUGAUAUGCCUGCAAUUGUAAGUUUCUGUUCUUUGCUUCCUCGAGCAGCCAGCUAAUUAUUCGCAGUGGUUACUUAAUGCCAAAAUUCCCCGCACUCUCCAAUACGGAAAGGCCGAAUGCUCAUGCUGGGAAUCUGGUUGUGGCGAAUUUGAUAUUGUCGAGGCGUUACAUUCAGGUUCGACGUAUUUGAAAUCGACGAUACACACGAAUACCCCGGCUGGAGAUUCUGACUACAUUCCGCGACCAAUUUCGAGUACCAUGAAACUCGCUGUAAUUUUCAGCUCCGCUGACUCGUCCAUCCAUGUCGAAAUACUCCCCAGCAGCACCGAGUUUGCAGCGCAACUUUCGGCAAGCGAUCUAGACAAGUUAUGCAAUUCGGCGGCAGGAAGAACCGUUUCGAAAAUCCAUUUGUAA